This is a messenger RNA of Thunnus maccoyii (southern bluefin tuna), 2378 nucleotides long. RefSeq names its product ganglioside induced differentiation associated protein 1 (gene gdap1). Lineage: Eukaryota; Metazoa; Chordata; Actinopteri; Scombriformes; Scombridae. Gene Ontology annotation, biological process: mitochondrial fission; mitochondrial fusion. Bases 687 to 1529 code for a protein of 280 amino acids. Gene Ontology annotation, cellular component: mitochondrial outer membrane. The transcript is spliced from 6 exons. The record is from RefSeq and is a predicted model, not a curated record.
UGUUUCAGCACCACAGUGCAGUGGACAGCUCCUCGUCAGAGUUUCGAUUAGAAAUUUGGUUUAAGUUACUCUGGAUGACGCUGCGGUUUUCGCUCAAUAGCUCACUCACCAUCUGUCCUGCAUAAAAACACAUAUAUACAAUCCAUUAUCACUACAGUAUUCGUUAAAGGGAAUAGUUUGUUUACCUUUAAGCACUAUAGUGGAAGACGAGUAUCUUAGCGUUUCAGCACCACAGUUCAACGGACAGCUCCCCAUUAGAGGUUUAAUUAGAAAUUUGUAAAAUGUGUAUGUUAUUGUUGAUGGUACUGUAGUUUUAGCUUCAUGUCAUAUGUCUUAACUAAAAUUACUAAAACUGAUAUACAACACAUCAUCACAGUAUUUAUUAAGGGAAUAGAAGAGGAGUGUGCCAAUUUUUCAGCAUCAUAUUUCAGUGGACAGCUCUAUUAAAAUUCAUCUGGUGUUAAAAGGCUUCUCAGGAUUACAAUAGAUCUUCAAACAUCCUUGUUACCACUGGACAGUACCUAUACUUCUGUUGAACAUUGGGGAAAAAACAUCAAUGUUGGCUUUUCUUUUUGAGAACUUUGCCCUGAAGAUACAGAGUGCGCCUGGCUAUUGCAGAGAAAGGUUUGCACUGUGAGGAGUAUGACGUUAGCCUACCACUCAGUGAACACAAUGAGCCUUGGUUCAUGCGGCUGAAUCCCGCUGGCGAGGUGCCGGUCUUAGUGCACAAUGACAACGUCAUCUGUGACCCAACACAGAUCAUGGACUACCUGGAGCAAAACUUCAAUGAUGAAGGCACUCCCAAGCUGAUACCUGAAGAGGGCAGUACGUACUAUCACAGAGUGCAGCACUACAGAGAGCUGUUGGACUCACUACAGAUGGAUGCCUACACCCACGGCUGCAUCCUCCACCCUGAGAUCACAGUGGAUUCCCACAUACCUGCAUAUGCUGCCACAAGCAUACGAACACAAAUAGGAAACACUGAGUCAGAGCUGAAGAAAUUGGCAGAGGAGAACCCGGAGCUGAAAGAUGCUUACAUUGCAAAACAGAGGCGCUUAAAAUCCAAGUUGUUUGACCAUGACAACAUGAAGUACCUGAAGAAGCUUCUGGAUGAAUUGGAGAGUGUGAUGGACCAGGUAGAGACAGAGCUACAGAGGAGGGUGGAGGAAACACCAGAAGAAGGCAGUCAGUCCUGGCUGUGUGGGGAGUUCUUCAGCAUGGCUGACGUAUCACUGGCUGUCACCUUACACCGCCUCAAGUUCCUUGGCCUCUCCCGCCGCUACUGGGGCAACGGUAACCGUGUCAACCUGGAAACAUACUACGAGCGAGUGGUGCAGCGCCCGGCCUUCAGGAGGGUUCUGGGCCAUGUCAACAACAUCCUGAUCUCAGCUGUGCUUCCUGUGGCGUUUCGUGUGGCCAGGAAGAAUGCACCGGUUAUUUUUGGUACCACUCUGUUGAUAGGCAUUUUGGGGGGAGCGACUUACCUCGCGUUUCUUUACAUGAAGAAGAGGCUGAUUGUCUUCAGCUGAGGAAGCUGAGAAGUCGUUCAAGUGGUUUAGAACAGAAUUGUGAGUGUGGGAGGUAGUCAUGGAUCAAAAAUAAGAGAAAUAUUGCCUUCAUCACAGCACAUUUCAAUUGUCUAAAAUUAAAAUACAUGGGAGAAUUUGAUCAUUCAUUAGAAAUCAUUAAUAUGUAAUUGAAACAAUACUUAAUUUGCUAAGCAAUGUGCUAUCUAUGUUCUCUGUGUUGCUGGUUGCACAAAUUGCACUUUAAGUCAUCCUCACUAUGUGACAUCUGCAUUACACACCAAAGGAUUGACUUGAAAGGACCAUAUGGAAGUUUUUACAUGAUUUUCCCAUUUUUUACAAUUCAAAAAUACCAUAUUUGGUUUGUUGUUAGAGCGCUAUAAGUUAAGAGCCAGCUUUCAAACAACAUUGUUCUGGCUAUCUUCAAGCUGGGAAGUUUGUCUUUACAAUCCCAUAAAUAGCACAUGAAUGCACCAUUCCUCUCUGACAAAGCUGAAAAUACAUGUCCAAGAAUCUACUGUAUUAUAUAACUUUGACACAAACAUAAACAAGUACUAGUAGAUUUUCAUACUGCACUUAUAUUAAUGGAAAACAAUCGCUGACUAGGAGAAGGAAGCAACAUAUUUAUUAAUUAAUGAAAAUGAAAAUACUACAAGGUAAACCUGAUUUAUAGUAAAUGGGCUAAAAUGUGCAAAAAUACCAGUAUAGUCUUUAAAUACAUAUUUAUGUGUGCUUAAAUCACCAUAUUAAGAGCCUAAUAGCCUAUGUUUUGCAUAAUGUGUGCUUUUUCCUUUGUUGUUUCAUUGUUGUCAAUAUUUGCAUGUAAGGAAAUUAAAAACAAGUGUGCUAGAA